Haliotis rufescens (red abalone) is the source of this 2316-nucleotide messenger RNA. RefSeq names its product inactive pancreatic lipase-related protein 1-like. Gene Ontology annotation, biological process: lipid metabolic process. The record is from RefSeq and is a predicted model, not a curated record. NCBI's taxonomy places the organism in Eukaryota, Metazoa, Mollusca, Gastropoda, Lepetellida, Haliotidae. Gene Ontology annotation, molecular function: triacylglycerol lipase activity; protein binding. Bases 75 to 1589 code for a protein of 504 amino acids. The transcript is spliced from 9 exons.
CUGACCCAGGGGCAGUUAAAGCUAAGGUUGUGUGUGGUAAAGCAUUUAUUCCGGACCAAACAUUCGGAUCGGUCAUGGCGCAGACAUUAGCACCCGCCCUGGCUGGAAUAUUGCUACUCUUAGCGGAAGUCGCGUCAGUGUCAACACGGCACAACGGCGUCCGCGAACACUACCGCCACCAUCACCACCACAGGGAACACGACUCACAUGGCGUUUGCUACCCGGGGGUGGGGUGCUUCAGCAGUAGCUACCCCUUCAACAACACCGGCGAGGUCCCACAAGACCCUCAGUUCAUCGGCACGGUGUUCCGACUGUUCACCCGGCAACGCCCGACAGUUCCCGAUGUGCUGGAGACGGGAAACAGACGGAGCCUCAUAGAGUCCACCUUCGACCACAGACUUCCGGUCAAGAUCAUCCUCCAUGGCUUUCUUGCAAGAAGCACGCUCGACUGGGUGAUGAAUCUUACCAUGGAGUUUCUUAGAAAGGAACCAAUGAACAUCAUCACCGUGGACUGGGGCCGUGGCGCAGGUUUCCCAUACAUCCAGGCCGCAGCCAACACGAGGCUGGUGGGGGCAGAAGUAGCCAAUCUGAUUCUGUUCCUCAAUCACGAGACCGGAAGCCAAAGUAGUCAGUAUCAUUUGAUUGGCCAUAGUCUUGGAGCUCACAUCUCUGGUUAUGCUGGUCACAGACUCCCAGGAACCGGCAGAAUUACAGGUUUGGAUCCAGCUGAGCCCAACUUUCAGGGUCUGUCGCCUAUGGUCCGUCUCGACCCGACUGACGCUGACUUUGUCGACGUCAUUCAUACAGACGGGUCUCCGUUCGAGACAUUGGGAGGGUUUGGAAUGAUCACGCCUGUGGGUCAUGUGGACUUCUAUCCUAAUGGCGGCGUCCAGCAACCCGGAUGUCCAGAAGACAGCUGGUCAAGCUUCAUGUCGUCUGCUUACAGUUCCGGCGUCGAAGAGGCUGAGCUGAACAUUGGCUGCAACCACAACAGAGCCAGCGAGCUGUUUGUGGAGUCUGUCAACUCCCCCUGCCCCUUCACCGCCUUCCCCUGCUCCAACAUCACCGACUUCAACAGCGGCAACUGCUUCCACUGCGGCAACAGCCCCUGCCCCGUCAUGGGUUACCCCUCCGUCCAGACCCAAGCCAGGGGGUCGUUCUACCUGGACACCAGGCCCACUCGGCCAUAUUGUGGUUACCACUACUUCGUGGCGAUGACGCUGGCAGACACCAUGACCGUCAUGCAUGGUAGCAUGGAGGUGCGACUGUUUGGCUCCCGGGGUCAGACACACCCAAUAGAGUUACACAGUGGUGCGUUCACCCCUGGGGAGGUGGUGCAGAGAGUGUUUGUGACGUCAUCAGACAUUGGCGACAUCGAGGACGUCUACGUUACCUUCCAAAGGGUCUACAGCUACUUCGACUACCUCGGCUUCUGGGGCACCGGCAACGGCGUGCAUCUACAACGUCUGACAACCGUCGCCGUGCGCUCGCACCACAGGAGGGUCUUUUGUCCAAGCCAGAGAGCGAUAAGAAGUGGGGCCAGCAUAUGGCUAUCGCACGGGGUCCAGGCAUCCAGGAGCACGUGCUGACAUCACGUGCCGAAUUAUGGAUCGUGCCUCGUAGACUGAAUGUAACCACUGACUUUGACGCUAUACAAUACGUAAUAUGCAAAUAGAAGCAUAAGAAUAACAGGAAGCACUGAAGACAUUUUUGUACAAUACUAACCUUCAUUAUACACAACAGUGGAUUGCAAUGUUUUUUGUGAAUGUCAAUUCAUUGUUUCGCCGUCUGGUUUGCAUGUACUCCAUGUAAGACACAUCACCCUUCCUGAAGUUUGCUUUCUUGUACAGGUAAUUCUUUAGAUUGAUCCAAGCACCAGCACUUCAAGCACUAGCACUUUAAGCACUACCUGUAUCCAAUCAUUUCUGUAUUCUAUACUCGUGCUAGAAUAGGCUAUACAAUUGCAGUGUUGGAAAGAUCAUCUUCCCGUGUCAAGGGAGUUAACUGACCAUAAAAGUCCAGUUCUCACCCUUGCCAAACUAGGCUGGAAUUAUGGAGUUGUAUUCUGGCUGGACAGACGAGUAUCGCACAGACAAAUCGCGUAACGAAAUCGACAUCCGGUUCGCAAACUGCCGUCCAGAUUUCGGUCAAUUGCAAGAUCUGCAAAGCAUCUGUACCGACAAAUUGGCCACAACAGAUAUUUUCCAAAUCUUUUCAUGUUUUUAAUUAAGGUGCUCAUGUGUUUUGAUGCACUUCGCAAAGUAAAACCCGUUUUAUUACAAUAUAGAUCUUGAUUAUCGAUCAGAUUGUCUUCAU